Molecule: messenger RNA, 1130 nt
Organism: Bombyx mori (domestic silkworm)
Lineage: Eukaryota; Metazoa; Arthropoda; Insecta; Lepidoptera; Bombycidae
Exons: 4
Coding region: 137-961 (274 amino acids)
Source: RefSeq, a predicted model, not a curated record
AUAUUUAGAGUUCUGUAUCAGUAAAAACACAAAAACAAUAGACCCAUUAGUAGAUGUCAUCGUGCAUGCGACAAACAAAAGCGGUCAGGAAGAGAUAAAACAAGUGACAGUAAACGAAGCACCGCAUAAUAUACCGAUGCUAUCCGUCGAUAGCACUACCUGCUUCCUCCAAACAUUCGCUUGCCGACAUUCAACCAGGAUGGUCGCGAUCAUAAUCCUCUUAUCCUGCUUAACGCUCGCUUCAGGCGAACACUCGGGAGCAUACUCGUCUCCGCAAUACGCAAAGAAAAUCUUCCCGAAGAAAGGUUACGAUACAAUUGCCUUGUUGCCGAGAGAAAGACCACCGGCACCUUUCAAUGAGAGUCGAGAAACGAUAUCGAGGUUCGACGCGAAUGACACUACUCAGUACGGAAGAUCGACUUUCAUGGAAUCAGCCAGUAAUUUCUUCAGCGGCACCGGAGGUCAGGUGAUAACGAGCAUUGCGAAGGACUUCAUAGCGAGGUCCACGGGCAGCAGUCAGGUUGGUUUUGACUGCGUUUCGCAGGUCUUAAGUCUGAACCUCACCAAUCUGGUUAUACUGAUAGUUUUGAAAGCGCUGGUGCUCGCCGCCGGAUUCUUCGGAGCUGGAGCGUGGAAAGGGGGACAUUAUUAUGGAAGAAGUCUUGAAGAUAAUAGUAACGUGUCCUAUAUUACCGAAGAUGAAAUCUUGUUAUAUUUGAGCUACUUGGCUGGCCAACAGAAUAAGGAUUACGGCUGCCUGUACUUACUGUCUUGUCAGAGACCACACCAGGCUGGCUUAUACUCGUCAGGAGCUGAUUUACUUCUGCAAGGCACGAAGCUAUUCCAAGGCAAUUCCGUCGAUUUGGAACAAUACGAAAACGUCACGUACGGCAUUAAGCACGCCGCUGACUGGGGAGAGAGAGGAAUGAACUGCGACACAAGAUACAGAUGUGGAAAAUAAUUAUAACCAAACACCAACAUAAUUUAUUUAAUUCGAGAAAAAAAUAGCUCUGUCCUUAAAUCAAUGAACGUUGAUUUACUUUUGCUGUUUUUGUUUUUAAUUAUAUUUUAUACAAUUUUGUUUUAACAUUUUCUAUUCGUUCUCUGAUUAAAAAAGAUCUGUUUGAACU